This is a messenger RNA of Oncorhynchus gorbuscha (pink salmon), 4536 nucleotides long. Its product is annotated as integral membrane protein GPR180-like. The transcript has 9 exons. The coding region runs from base 100 to 1401 and encodes 433 amino acids. NCBI's taxonomy places the organism in Eukaryota, Metazoa, Chordata, Actinopteri, Salmoniformes, Salmonidae. Gene Ontology annotation, biological process: G protein-coupled receptor signaling pathway; response to pheromone. The record is from RefSeq and is a predicted model, not a curated record.
UGUAGAUGGAACUCACAAUUUUUUACGAGAUCAUUCAUUGUUGUCGUACAAUAAAUCACCUUCUUUAUAUCUAAUUUGAUACGUCGCUUUUAGGAGACAAUGUAUCCGUUAAUGUUCACAUUUACAGCCUUCUUACUAUGCAUUCCAGCUACAUUUGGAAAAACUGUGUCGGGAGUUUUCAAGAGCGAUGCAGCCAGAGAGCAGAAUGGACAGUACAUCACAAAAUUCAUGUACAACGUGGGUAGGGGUCUGGUGGUGUGCAGGCUGGAGAAUGCUACCCUGGCCAUGGAGAAGGAGUCCAGACUGCUGCUCUUCCCGGAGACGGAGGACGGCUUCGACAUCGACAACCUCAGCUGCCACGACCGCCUCUCCAAGGCACAGCUCUCCAUCCGUCUGAGUGAGGAGGAGCACAACCAGAGCAUCCCCCACCUUCACUCCCCCACGGCCUGGAUGGCGCUGUAUGCAGACCGCUACACCUGUGGGGAGGGGGGCAUCAUCCCUGCCCACGGGGACCUGACCUUCACCAUCCUGCUGUUCAACCCUGAUUCGGCAGGCAACCCCCUGGAACACUUCAGCGCUGAGGAGGCAGGCCUGUAUAGUUUCUACUGUCUGCUGAUCCUGGCCUACUUUGUGGCAUCCUGUAUCUACAUUCAGCCUCUGUGGAUGGCCCUGAGAAAGGGUGGGCCCAUGCAAACGGUGCUGAAGGUGCUCUCCACAGCCUUGGCCCUACAGGGGAUCUCUGCCCUCUUCAACUACAUCCACCUGGCCAGGUAUGCCAGGGAUGGAGUGGGUAUUCCUAUCAUGGGCAGCUUGGCUGAGUUCUGUGACAUGGUAUCCCAGGUGUCCAUGCUGUACAUGCUGCUGAGUCUGUGUGUGGGCUGGACCCUGAGCAAGAACAGGAAGCCCCAGAGCAGACCUCUCCAGUGGGACUCUUCCCCCGCCUCCAAAGCCCUCGCUAUGGGAGGGGUCGUCACACAGGGGGUGCUACUGCUGUGGGAACAGUAUGAGGAGACGGAGCACCACAGCUACCACGCCCAGCGCAGCAUAGCGGGUCUGUUACUCAUAUCUCUACGUAUCAUCCUGGCCUUGCUGCUGGCCUCCGUGCUCUACACCAUCAUCAGCACAGAGAGGAGCGCCCUCAAGAGAGACUUCUACCUCAGCUUCGCCAAGGGUUGUUUUAUCUGGUUCCUGUGCCACCCUGUGCUGGUUUUACUCUCUGUGGUUUUCAACGAGCAUCAGAGAGAAAAGGUUGUGACAAUCGGUGUGAUUCUAUGCCAGGCUAUCUCGGUGGUGAUCCUCUACCAGCUUUUCCUGUCCCGUAGCUUAUACUGGGAAGUAUCUUCUCUCUCCUCUGUCUCACUACCCCUCACCAUGUCCAGAGGGGGCCGGGGACGCUACUGACCCCGCGUGCAGGGGGAACACUUUCAAUGUGAAACACGGCGAGGGCGAAGGGAUACACCGUGACACCUGCAGUUAAAGGGACAAUACUUCCACUCCUCUCCGCUCACUCACGGCGAAGGUGCCCCCACAGACGGGUGAGGAAAGAGAGAUGGGUGGGAUGAAGAGAAGUAGGAAGUUCACCCACAAAUAUAGAAGAGAAGAGGAAUGAUGGCCUGCUCAUGUAGCUGGAUAGCACACCUAUUUAAUAGCCUCCCAAACAGGAUGAGAAUGAGACCUGGGUUUUAAUAGCCUCCCAAACAGGAUGAGAGUGAGUCCUGGGUUUUAAUAGCCUCCCAAACAGGAUGAGAGUGAGACCUGGGUUUUAAUAGCCUCCCAAACAGGAUGAGAGUGAGACCUGGGUUUUAAUAGCCUCCCAAACAGGAUGAGAGUGAGACCUGGGUUUUAAUAGCCUCCCAAACAGGAUGAGAGUGAGACCUGGGUUUUAAUAGCCUCUCAAACAGGAUGAGAAUGAGACCUGGGUUUUAAUAGCCUCCCAAACAGGAUGAGAGUGAGUCCUGGGUUUUAAUAGCCUCCCAAACAGGAUGAGAGUGAGACCUGGGUUUUAAUAGCCUCCCAAACAGGAUGAGAGUGAGUCCUGGGUUUUAAUAGCCUCCCAAACAGGAUGAGAGUGAGUCCUGGGUUUUAAUAGCCUCCCAAACAGGAUGAGAGUGAGUCCUGGGUUUUAAUAGCCUCCCAAACAGGAUGAGAGUGAGACCUGGGUUUAAGCGCACAUUAAGUAUGUAUGUAAAUGAGACUCAUUUGUUAGUAUACAACAGAUGUGGACACAGGUAACUGCCAAAAUAAUGGAAACCCUUGAGUAAAAGAGGAAUCCAAAGUAUAUUAAAAGCGGGUGCUUCCACACAGGUGUGGUUCCUGGGUUAAGCAAUUCACAUCCCAUCAUGCUUAGGGUCAUGUAUACAAAUUCUGUCUGCCAUGGCUGUGGCCCUACAGGAUGACAAUGUCCCCAUUAACAGGGCAAGGGUGGUCACUGAAUGGUUUGAUGAGCAUGAAAACUAUGUAAACCAAAUGGCCGUCUCAGUCACCAGAUCUCAACCGGGGACAGUGUUUUCCACCAUCAACAAAACAUCAAAUGAUGGAAUUUCUCGUGGAAGAAUGAUGUUGCAUCCCUCCAAUAGAGUUCGAGAAUCUAUGCCAAGGUUUAUUGAAGCUGUUCUGCCUCGUGGCACAACGCCCUAUUAAGGCACUUUAUGUUGGUGUUUUCUUUAUUUUGGCAGUUACCUGUAUGUUAUUUACAAUAGUAGUAUGUAUGUGUGAAGUUGUGGUUUACGGUUUUAUUUUGAAUGUCAAACUUGAGCUGGAUUUGAUGUCUCUUUUUCAUUUUCUGACGGAGUAUAAGACUCCCAAAAUGUUACAUAGGUUUAUAAUAGAUUACAAUGAAAGGUUACCGAUUGUCAAAUUCAUUGCCGAUAAAGAUAACCAGGCUCGGACUGAAAUACCGUUGAUCCAUAGAGAUAUGGAUCCAUGUUCACUGUGGUAAAUCUCAAACCCAUCAUUUAGUCUGAUCUUAACUCUGUCAGAAAUAGAAAGUUGGGUCUUUUCUUUUUAAACAGAGUUGCUUCACACUGUUUUACUGCCGUUUCAUUCUAUUGUCGUCAAUUGAUCGUUCUUUCUGCGAGGUGCAGGUUUAGGGUGUGCUGAAGCUAUUACAGAAAUCACAUGGAACUCAUGGAAUCUUUGUGUCAUCCCCAGCACUCCAACACAGCAGCUAGUUGCAUGUGUGAGAAUCGUAUUACUAUUAUUAUGUGUACUUAUUGAAUUAUACUUGAAUAUGAACGCUUGGUAUUGUUUUGUCUGACAUUGGAGCUAGACAUGUGCAAUGUUUAAAUGUAGCUUUAUUUUCUUUCUCAAUCGUCGUAAGUGCCUGAGAAGACAAUCACUUUGCUAGUAGAGAAGGUACCUGUGUUUGUCUAUGAAAAGAUGGGUUUCACAUUGACAUACAUGUCCAGUCUGAUAGUUAAGUUAUGCAGAGAUAUUGGGGGGGAAAUGGUCAACAGAGCAGUGACUGUGUAAUGUUCCUAUUGAGCAUGUUUAUAACACUGUUUAAAUUCAUUACUGUAUACUUUUGUAAAAUAAGUCUUUAUCAGAUGCUAAUGCAAUACAAGAAAAUGUCUGCAGGGGGCAGCAGUUCUCUUGAUCUGUUACAGUAGCUUAUGUUGACCAGCGUUUCUCAACCCUGGUCCUCCAGUAUCCCCAAGGGUGAACGUUUGUAUUGCAACCCUGGACAAGCACACCUGAUUCAACUUGUCAACUAAUCAUCAAGCCCUCAAUGAGUUGAAUGAGGUGUGUUUGUCAAGGGCAACAACGAAACGGUCUAUUUUUGAGCAAAGACACCGCUGUAGACUACUCUCAACGAAUGCACACUCAAACCAUAGAAGUGACCGGUGUCUUUGCUCAAACUGCCUGCAUUCUCAUUCAACAGCUAAACGCAUGAUAAUUCUGGAUAAUUCAAACAUGGAAGGACAAACCACGAAAUGUCAGUUGCUAGGAAAUGCCACCACGACGCCCCACCUUGAGUACACAAACAGUUUCCCGCCUCUCCAGUUCCUCAAAUGGAUAUGAGAGGCUAAUAAUCAAACACUAACAUCAGAGCUAAGCCAAGUCAGUCUAACUUCAUUUGGGUAGUUGCUUGCAGAUAGAUAAUCAUCUUUGGUUGGUCAUUGGUUUCGGUCCGGCUGCUAUGGGUUCCAGUAUGUGACACUAAAUAGGCCAAUAUAAAUAGUAGCCUACACAACACAGUCAAAGUUGUGGAAACAUGCUGUGGAAUGUGGUUAAACUAACCCCAGACUUUUAAACAGUGAAAAGGGGAGGAGUCAUGUUACUGACGUUUCUCCACUAUCUGCCUGUUUUCUUUGGUGGUUUCAGAGUCACUGUAGCUGGUUAUAAUCCUUGCUUUCUGGAUCCUCUUUUUUCACUCAUUUUACCUUCAUGUUGCAAAAGAUCAAGAACAUACCAGGAACUAUGAUUGCUGUGUUUACACAGGCAGCCCAAUUCUGUUAUUUUUUCACUAAUCUGUCUUUUGACCAAUCUGGAAAAGAUCUGAUGUGAUUGGUCAAAAGACCAGUUAGUGUGUGUGUG